AUGGCGAGGCUGUUCGCCACCGAGAGCUUCGGGUUCAGGGCGAGGGCGUUGUACGGGGUCUACGCCGUCACGGUGUCCGUGGGGAUAUGCCUGGUGCUCUACUGCCGGGCGGUCGGCGUGCUGAGUAGGGCCGCCGCCGGCGAAGCAGGCAGCGAGGCGUGGCUCUGGCUGGGGAUGCUCGCGGCGGAGCUGUGGUUCGGCCUCUGCUGGAUCGUCGCGCAGUCCGUGCGGUGGCCCCGGCCCGUCCGCCGCCGCGCCUUCAGGGACAGGCUCGCCGCCAGGCUCGGCGACAAGCUCCCUUGCGUGGACAUCUUCGUCUGCACCGCGGACCCACGGUCGGAGCCGCCAAUCAUGGUAGUCUCCGCGGUGCUCUCGGUCAUGGCGUACAGCUACCCGGCUGACAAGCUGAGCGUCUACCUCUCCGACGACGGCUGCUCGGCCCUCACGUUCUACGCUCUGGGAGGCGUCCCGGUUCGCCAAGCUCUGGCUGCCCUUCUGCAGGAGACACAGCAUCGAGCCGAGGAGUCGUACAAGGAAAUGACCGAGCGCAUCAAUUCUGCGGUCAUGCUGGCCAAGGUUCCUGAAGAAAUCAAAGCAAUGCAUAAGGGAUUUUACGAGUGGGAUUCUUCAGAAGUUACCUCGCAAAAUCACCAGCCGAUUGUUCAGGUUUUGAUUGAUGGGAAGGAUCGGAGCGUAGUUGACAACGGAGGAAGCAUGCCACCCACAUUGGUGUACAUGGCACGCGAGAAGAGGCCUCACUAUCACCAUAAUUUCAAGGCCGGGGCGAUGAACGCUCUGUACCCCCAGAACUACACCAACUUGACCAAGAAUGACAUAUAUGGUAACUCCCUCAAUGUCAUCAACGAGGUAGAGCUAUGCGGCAUGGACGGUGUGGGCGGCCCCGCGUAUAUUGGUACCGGAUGCUUCCACAGAAGGGACGUCCUCUGUGGAAGAAGCUUCGCUGAAGACUACAAGCACGACUGGGAUGACACCGGGAUCACAGCAGCAAAACCUCAGGAACGCAUCGACGAGAUCGAAGAGCAAGCCAAGUCUGUAGCGAGCUGCGCCUACGAGGCAAGCAACACGCAGUGGGGGCGUGAGAUGGGCGUAAAAUACGGUUGCCCGGUGGAGGACGUCAUCACCGGGUUGGCGAUCCAGUGCAGAGGGUGGGCGUCGGUCUACUUCAACCCGCAGAGGAAGGCGUUCCUGGGCCUCGCUCCGACGACGCUUGCUCAGACGCUGCUGCAGCACAGGAGGUUCGGCGAGGGCAACUUCUCCAUUCUGCUCUCGCGGUACUGCUCGGUGUUGUUUGGGCAUGGAAAGAUCGAGCUGCCGCUGCAGCUGGGCUACUGCAUCUACGGUCUAUGGGCUCCAAGCUCGUUGCCUACGCUGUACUACGUUAUCGUCCCCUCGCUUGGCCUCCUCAAGGGCAUCCCUUUGUUCCCGGAGAUCACAAGUCCAUGGAGUAUCCCAUUCGUCUACGUGUCAGCUGCGACAUACAUGUACAGCCUCUACGAGGCACUGAGCUCCGGGGUCACGGUAAGAGGGUGGUGGAACGGGCAAAGGAUGUGGAUCAUCAAACGAACGACGUCCUACCUCUUCGCCAUGAUCGACACCGUCUCGAGGCUGCUCGGACUGUCGGCCAUGGCGUUCGCCAUCACCCCAAAAGUAACCGACGAAGACCAGUCAAGGAGAUACGGGCAGGAGCUCUUGGAGUUUGGGGCCUCGUCGACUUCCCCCGAGCUCGUGAUCGUCGCGGCCACCGCGUUGCUCAGCCUCGUGUGCCUGGCCGGUGGGCUGAGCUGGGUCCUGGCCAGUGGCUGCGGCAGCACGAGCUGCCUUAGCGCGUUUUGUCUUCAGAUUGUGCUCUGUGGAGCGCUGGCGGCCGUCAACGUCCCAGUAUACGAGGCAAUGCUGUUGAGGAAGGACAGAGGGAGAAUGGCGUUCAGAGUCAGCGUGGCUGCCUGCUUUGGGCUCGUGCUGCCAGCCUGUCUGAUUUGGGUGAACGUAUUUUGA
Miscanthus lutarioriparius is the source of this 2016-nucleotide messenger RNA. Lineage: Eukaryota; Viridiplantae; Streptophyta; Magnoliopsida; Poales; Poaceae. The record is from the annotation of a GenBank genome assembly.